AUGCUAACGCGGCGUGGUGCUACACGGAGCGCCCCAGCGGUCUCCCUCGCUCCUCACGCGGCUCUGACUGCACUGAAGCCCGGCGACCAGAGCUACGACACACCGAUGAACAGACAGACUACCGGCCACGAAAGUAGAAAACACCAGUGCGUGCGAACCGAGCCAGCGGUGGUCCGUGUUUGGGUUUGUCGCUGUCUCUCCAGCAGCAGACUGCAGCUCCGGGCGGACAGAGGCGUCUUUAACCCGGGCAUGGACCACUGCACCGCUCCUACAGGCGCCCAGAGUACGUACAGCGCCCAGGAGCACUGA
Molecule: messenger RNA, 309 nt
Organism: Knipowitschia caucasica
Lineage: Eukaryota; Metazoa; Chordata; Actinopteri; Gobiiformes; Gobiidae
Source: the annotation of a GenBank genome assembly